UACUUGUUCCCUGUUUAUCAAUCACCAAUUUUAAUUUUUCAUAGCAGCACAUACUUCACCACAGCAACCCACAGAAUUCACCGCACUUACAGUCGAAUUUGCUCAAGAAGGCACCAUUUUAAUAGUAUUUAUAAAUUUCGGCAUACUAAAGUAUCAUCUGUUUCAAAAUUUCCUUCAUCGCUGUGUUUCGAAAACACGAGCAAUAACAAUUAUUGCUCAAGUGUUUUCAUUUACUUGAUGCACAGAAUAAGUUUAUUAUUUGUAUUCACAUCUCAUGAAUUAAUUUGUAGUAUAUUUUCACACAUAAUUCGUUUUUCUUCUAAGUUGUUUAUGACAUUUCGUUGAUUUCUGCUCAUUCUUUCCCUUGUUAUCCUUUUUUACGAUUAUAUCCCUUCAAAAACCUAAGAUUUAUAUCGCAUUGCAUUUUCAGCGAUCUUAUUACCAUUAAUUUUCUACAACCUUUCCUACUCAUAACGUUUUCCUUGGAAUUGGUUCCUUGUUUAGCUUUAUCAAACAAAGCGUAUUAUGCGGUCUAGCGGCGACGAAUCGACUUCUGAAAAUGGAUAUUCUAUUCCUCUGAAGGACUACCCAAAAGAUACAUCGGCUUUAAAGGGAGCAGAUAGCUCCUCUGAUUUCUAUAAGGAGCAGCAUGUAGAGCAAGUAAGACCAUUCACUGAGGAUGGCUUCGAUGACAUAUUAAAUGAAGAUGACUCAGAAUUUUUUGACUUAGGGAUCCCAUUACAAAAGGAAAAUACCGAUCCCAGUCUUUUGGAGAUGAACUUUCCUUAUUUGUUAAAAUCUAGGACCUCUGAUCAACCCGAUGAAGCAUUAUUAAAAAAGGGCAUGAGAAACAAAGACAAAUAUUUUGCUAAACGCGCCUUUAAAAAGCCUAAUUGUUUUCAUAAGGUUUCUCCGAUAUUUACAAAGAUUUUCUCAGAAAUAUACAGCUCGGUUUUGAGAGUGGUAGCCUGCCCAGAACCAAAAGAUGAUAAUUGCUUCCGCGAUAGAAAAUACAAAGACAUUUGCAAAAAGGUAUACAUGUCGAUUCCCUACAAUGUAUUGAUAUUCUGCUUGAUCUUGACACAGGGUGUGAUCCUCAUGAUUCAAUCAGAUGACCCCCAUCACAAGCAAACCAGUGUCACUAUCAUAUUAUACAUUAUAGCUGGUUGCUAUACGCUUGAAAUGUUUAUCAAAAUAUAUCUCUUUGGUCUAAUUUAUGAUGGCUCAUUAUCUUUUCACUCGCUUGUUGAUUCAUAUAAGAAAGGAAGACCUCGAGAUAUGUCUUAUAUGCGGCAUUCAUGGAAUAGAGUAGAUUUCGUUGCUAUAAUCAGUAUAUGGGUCAUGUUGCUCUCCGAUGAUGUUCACGGGAUUUAUGGAUUAUUUGCUAUGCUUUCGUGCUUUCGUCUUACGCGACUACUGAAUUUAACCCGAAGAACGGAAAGUAUACUCAGGAGUUUAAAAGAUUCUUCAUUUCUUUUAGUCCAUGUCGUAUCAUUCGUAGGGUUUUUUGGCGUGUUAAUGGCUAUUUUAGGUGUACAGUUUUUUAAACGAUCCUUUUUGAGACAGUGUAUUUGGAUUGCUGAUGAUCAGUCUCAAUCCAUUCCUACUGGACAGUUCUGUGGUGGAUAUUGGCUCAAUGGAACUAUACAACCUUACGUGAUGUCGUCCGGACAGUCUUCUAAUGUCAAACCUCGUGGUUAUAUUUGCCCGCAACAUAGUGUCUGUCAGGAUUACGAAAAUCCUUACGGAAACACUGUAAAAUUUGAUAACUUUUUUAAUUCCUUAGAAUUGAUUUUUGUUAUUAUGAGUUCGAAUACGUUUACGGAUUUGAUGUACGAUAUGAUGGACGCGGAGUACUUCGUCUCUUGCGUUUUCUUUAUUUUUGGCACUUUUCUGCUAACUUUUUGGUUAAUGUCUUUUGUCAUUGCCGUCGUUGACAAUUCAUUUCUUUUGUUGCAAACAAGGGAUGAUAACAAAGAUAAGAAAAUCGAGAAACCUCGCAGAUUCGUGUAUAUUAAGCAUAAAUUUUCCAGACAUUAUUUGGGUUAUUCUGAUUAUAUUUGGAUUGCACUCAUAAUUGUCUAUUUCAUCGUUUUGACUACUCAUUCUUAUAACUUGGACCCGAAAACGAAUUGGAAAUACUACGUUUUUUAUUGUAUUUUCAAUUCUCUUCUCGCCUUUGAAAUCCUGUUACGAUUCAUUGCUUACCUACCAAAUUGGCGAGGAUUUUUUAUUAAAUCUACCAAUUGGGUAGAUACAGUUCUUGCCCUUAUGAAUAUCAUUUCACUAGCUCCGCCCAUUUGUAACAAUCCACUCCUCAGCGGUUGGUUAUCGAUAUUUGCCAUUGCACGAGUUUAUCGAGUGGUACUGUUAGUACCUUACACACGUAAGAUUGCAAAAUUGCUAUUCUCUAAUUUCGUCCGACUUCUAAAUCUGAUGUUGUUUUUAUUGAUCUUGCUUUUCAUCGCCUCCAUGUUUUCUGUAAGGCUAUUUCAAAACCUACCACCUUCUGAAAAUCCAAGUGACGACGUUGACUUUUCCAAUACUUAUGCCGCUUUUCUAAAUAUGUAUCAGAUUUUCUCUUCUGAAAACUGGACCGAUAUAGUUUACAAUGUCCAGGAAAGGCUAGGACCUUCCAAACUGGCUUGGUUGCCUGCUGCUUUUUUUACACUUUGGUUUUGUUUCUCAAACAAUAUUGUACUAAGUAUGUUUAUAUCCGUAAUUCAGUUCAACCUCUCGAGAAGCAAUACUGAUCUGAAAUUACAACAACUAAGGAUGUAUUUGGCCAGAGUACUUAGGAAUUAUAACCCAUUCCAAGCGUCAUUAACGUUAAAUGCGCUUUUAAAAAGAAACGACUCGCAAGUUCGAAGAGAUAAGGAAGACAUAUACCGAAAAUGGAUUUUGGAAGAUUCGGUUAUAAAGGGGUUUUUAAACAAUAAUACAAUAACUUCAGAUGAACGUGUAGAAUCAAGGUUUGAUACCUCUCCAAACACACCGAAAUAUUCUCCGUCUAGGAUUUUUAAUAUAAUCAAGAGUUUUCUGUUACGGGAGGAUCCAUUUUCCCAAGCGUAUUUUAAGAAGAUUAUCGGUUUAAGAUGGAACAAAGACAUGAAUCUUAAAACAGCUGAAAAGGAUAUGAAAGCUGCGAAGGCGUUCGUGAGAAUUAAGCAGGCAGAGUAUCUGAAACAACAUCCUAAAUACAAUUAUGUAUUUUGGUUUAUAAAGCCAUCGAAUGGUCUCCGAAAACUGUGUCAAAAACUAGUUGAACCUGGUUGUAAUGAACGAUAUAAAGGUGUGGAGCCAAACCAAUGGGUUUAUAGAAUAUUUCAAGUAUUUAUUUAUGCAUGCAUUGUUUGCGCCGUGGCCUUGGCUUGUGUUACAACUCCUAUUUAUGAACGAAGCCACAUUUAUUUGAGUCAAGAGGGAAAAACUGCAUGGUUUAUUUGGACUGAAGUGGCAUUUUCUCUCAUAUUUACACUAGAGGCGGCCAUUAAAAUCAUUGCUGACGGCUUUUGCUUUACGCCAAAUGCAUAUGUUAGAAAUACCUGGAAUUGCAUUGAUCUUUUUGUUUUAAUUACCUUUUGGAUCAAUAUAUUCGCAAUAUUAACGAAUCGUGGAUCUCUUUCAAGAGCCUUUCGAGCUUUUAAAGCGCUUCGUGUGUUGAGACUGGUGAAUCUUACCAGAGCUCCGCAACACAUGUUUCAUGAUGUCCUUAUUAGCGGUUUUUUUAAAAUAGCAUCUGCAAUGGUUGUUUCACUAAGUUUAUUAAUUCCCUUUGCUCUUUGGGCAAAAAAUAUUUUCGGCGGCCAGUUAUAUUCUUGUAAUGACAGCAACGUGAAUGCUAGGAGUGAGUGCAUUCAUGAGUAUGCUGCAUCACCAAAUAACUGGGAAAUAUGGGCCCCUCGAGUAUGGAGUAAUCCGAGUGCUUAUAACUUUGAUAGCUUCCCUCAUGCUUUGUUGAUUCUUUUUGAAAUCGUAUCCUUAGAGGGUUGGAUUGAUGUUAUGCGAGAUGUAAUGAAUAUCACGGGAAUAAAUAUGCAACCACAGGAUAAUGCUUCACCAGGGUAUGCUAUGUUCUUCGUACUCUUUAAUUUGAUAUCUACUAUUUAUAUUUUAACUUUGUUUGUCGCUAUUAUCAUUCGAAAUUACACAGAGCGCUCUGGUUCUGCAUUUUAUACAUCAGAACAGAAGGCUUGGUUGGAAUUGAAGAGAUUAAUUAGAUCUAUGAGACCGUCAACUAGAUCAGCUGUUCGUCCACCUGGUUUUCGAGGACGUUGCUAUGAUUUUUCAGUGGAUAAACAUGGUAAAUGGAGGAAUGUAUUUACAGGAAUCUACAUAUUUCAUGUUAUAAUGUUAAUGACUAUUUUUACUCCAUGUCCAAUUGCUUAUACUUAUGUUAGGAAUUCUAUAUUCCUAUUGCUAUCUGUCUUCUAUGUUAUUAAUGUUGGCGUCAGGACUUAUGGGUUAUCCAUAUAUUAUUAUUUUCACAGCUUUUGGAAUAUUUUCGAUGUGAUUGUUACAUUCGGAAGUCUCACAUGCAACAUCUUAGCGUUAGCAGGAUUUUCAAGCAAAUCACUAACAUUGAUACAAACUAUCUUUCUCAGCUUAAUUGCCAUUCAUUUGAUUCCUAGAUUUGAUUGUUUCGAUCAAUUAUUCAAAACUGUUAUCGUCAGUUUACCCUCGGUUAUUAGCUUAAUUGCUACGUGGUUUGUUCUUUUUAUUACAUUUGCAAUUGCUUUCAACCAAAUCUUUGGUCUAACUAAAAUGGGUGAAAAUGGUGGCACAAACCGGAAUUUUAGAUCAAUCAGAAAUGCUUUGGUUAUCCUGUUCAUGAUGUCUUGUGGUGAAGGUUGGAACAGUGUUAUGCAUGAUUACGCUAUUAGUUUCCCUAAUUGUGUUAACAAUUCUGAUUUCUAUAGCUCUGAUUGUGGUAAUAAGCCUUGGGCUUAUGCCUUAUUUAUCACAUGGAACAUUGUUUCAAUGUACAUUUUUGUUAAUAUGUUCAUCACUGUUGUCUUCGAAAAUUUUACUUACGUGAGUUCCAAAACUUUUAAGACUCUUGGGCGCUCCGAUUUUCGCCAAUUUAAACAGUUUUGGGCUCCUUUUGACCCAAUGGUAACCGGUUAUAUUCCAAAGAGAAACGUUGGUAGAUUCUUGUUAUCAUUACGAGGGGUUUAUGACUGCAGGGUUUAUAGAGAUGAUUUUUCUGUAACGAACUUGGUUUCCAAAACGAAAUUGAAAAAUGAUGCACAAGAAGACAACAUUUCAGAUAAAUCAUCUGACAACGACUUUGGUUACAAUGCUAAGAUUGACCUUCACGACCUGGACGUUGCCUUAACAGAUAUGGAUUUAAUUGAAAUUCGAAAGCGCCGGAAAUCUCUUAACUUAUUGUACUCAGAACUUAUGAUGCUUCCUGGCAACGUUGUCUCGUUUUCAGAUAUGUUGAUGGUCAUCGUCUUACAUAAAGUCAUCGAUCAUAAACUAGUUCUACCUAUCUCAGACUUUAUACGUAGAACAUACGUACUUUCACGACUAGAGGAGAAUUACAGGUUUGAAAAGUUAAUGGACCUAAUCGAAACUUCAAAUAUAAGACGUGCUUUCCUUAAUCACCUCAAAAGUAAGAAACAAGCAAUGGAGAACCCUUUUAUUACUUUAGAAGAAGUUUCAACUCUUUCGGCACCCCUCGUUUCAGAAACUUCGUCUCAAAACAAUUUCAACCCAAAUCAAUUACAGACAACUCCUAUGGGUGGCAGGUCUCCUUCGUACACCAAUUCUUUGGUACCCUCACAAACAACGGGAUCUUUGCUUUCAGUGGAAAUCAGCUCUCUCAACCCCAGUCAAAAUGUGGCGUCGACAUCUGCUGAAAACGAAAUACCACCGACUCCACAGACUCCUUCAUUUAAAGAUGUUAUAAUCCGUGGAUCACAUUCGUUACGGUCUGUAUCCGAUCAGCAUUCUACCCACGACAUGGAAGCAGGAUUUGGUGUUACCACAGCAGGAAGUGGAAGCACGGAAGAUUUAAACCAAAUUGUUGAUCAGAUUGAUGAUUAUUUAGAGCUUUAAUUAUUGACGACGUUUAUUAACACACCCAGUAGCAUAUGAGCCGUUUGUCUAUGAUUGUGUGAGUUAUGGGUGAUAUGAAUUAUAAUUAGAAAGGAAUUGGGAUAUAUAGAAAUUUAUUAAUUAAGGUAGAAAUUUUCCUUUUCAGCCUUAAUAUUGUUGCUUAUUUGUAUAUAGUUGUUUACGUG
Messenger RNA from Schizosaccharomyces octosporus yFS286, 6248 nucleotides. RefSeq names its product calcium channel Cch1. Gene Ontology annotation, biological process: calcium ion import across plasma membrane. Gene Ontology annotation, cellular component: membrane; voltage-gated calcium channel complex. Bases 526 to 6063 code for a protein of 1845 amino acids. The record is from RefSeq and is a predicted model, not a curated record. Lineage: Eukaryota; Fungi; Ascomycota; Schizosaccharomycetes; Schizosaccharomycetales; Schizosaccharomycetaceae. The transcript is spliced from 2 exons. Gene Ontology annotation, molecular function: high voltage-gated calcium channel activity.